CGGCGUGCGCGCUCCCGCCGUCUCCCGCCGUAUUCCUGGCAUGACCUUUUCCCUUGGCAACCACUUCCUUCCUCCGAGCAUCCAACGGCCAUCUUUAAUCGCAAUUCGGCCACCCAAAAAGUUCUUUUCUCGCAUGGGAUCACGGCGGAGCGGCUCGUUUGGCGGCACCGUGGACGUGGAGUGAGGUUACUACUCUCCGGAGACGACCGCCCCCCCUCCCUCACUCGCGAACCGAACCGGGGCUGUUGCGUUAACGCCACAAUAACGAAGAAUGAGGAAGAAGCAGACGGCCAAGCAGAGGAAGACAGAAGACUCCGUUGUGCAGGAGUAUGUAGUGGAGAAGAUCACUCGUCGUAGGAUCUUCAAUGGAAGAGUGGAGUACUUCCUCAAGUGGAAAGGCUUCACAGAUGCAGACAACACAUGGGAGCCUGAGGACAACCUGGACUGUCCUGAACUGAUUGAGGAGUAUCUGAGAAAUCGCCUCUCGCCCGAGAAUGAGGAAGAAGAGCAGGGGUUGGUUCCUAAGGAAGAAAUGACAGAGGAGACGGAAAUAUCCCCACCGCAGAUGCACACUCUACACUGCGGUGACAAUCCAGACUCGCCCGUCGACUUGGGAGCUUACCCCGAGCUUGAAUGCAUCAUCGGCUCCACAGACAGACGAGGAGAGCUCAUGUUUUUAGUCAAAUGGAAGGACUCGGGUGACGUGGCCCUGCUGCCGGCCCACGAGGCGAGCGCCAGGUGCCCUCAGGCGGUCAUCGACUUCUAUGAGCAGAAGUUGACCUGGCACUGCGGAGACGACGAGCAGUGACUCGCACGGUCGUUCGUGGGUCGAGGUGAACAAGUUUUCUUUCAAGUUUUUUUAGUUUUACCUCUGGAGCGGCGUCGCUCAGCUGACCUCAAGCACAUAACGGUGGUCGUGCUCGCCUUGCGAUAGACACUCCGCGCUGCCUUUUUUUGCAGCUGAUUUACCUGUAGCCUCCUCUUGUUAUUAUGUAGCACACCCAAUCACUGUGGACUGUUUAUAUCAUUUUUAAGGGAGUAAGUUCAUAUUUCUGCUCGUUUGUUUUCCUUUUUUUCUGUGUGUUGUAGCACAUUGCACUAAAGCUUUAGUCAGGGGCACAACAAGGAAUUGUAUGUGACCCAAGAACUAGCAGCGAUGUAAACUCAAUCCUGUCAAAGGCAACUUGCAGUGCAUUUCAUGUUUGAAUAUCAAAGUAAAAGUACUUUUUCUAAUCUUUAAUCAUUUUGGAAACCCUGUGGAAUUAUGUGAAUUGUGUCUUGAAGCAGUAGCUAGAAAAUGAAGUACACUACUUCAGUGGUUCUCAAACUUUUUAAACAAAGUAAUACCUCAAAAAAUACAACCCCUAUUCCAAUGAAGUUGGGAUGUUGGGUUAAACGUAAAUAAAAACAGAAUACAAUGAUUUGCAAAUCAUGUUUAACCUAUAUUUAAUUGAAUACACUACAAAGACUACUGUUUUUACUUACUAUUUAGCAAAUAGUCAUUAAAUCAGAAUUUUAUAGCUGCAACACGUUCCAAAAAAGCUGGGCCAGGGUCAUGUUUACCACUGGGUUACAUCCCCUUUUCUUUGAACAACAUUCAAUAAACGUUUGGGAACUGAGGGCACUAAUUGUUGAAGCUUUGUUGGUGGAAUUCUUUCCCAUUCUUGCUUGAUGUACAGCUUCAGCUGUUCCAGUCCGGGGUCUCCGUUGUCAUAUUUUACGCUUCAUAAUGCGCCACACAUUUUCAAUGGGAGACAGGUUUGGACCGCACGCAGGCCAGUAUAGUAUCGGCACUCUUUUACUACAAAGCCACGCUGUUGUAACAUGUGCAGAAUGUGGUUUGGCAUUGUCUUGCUGAAAUAAGCAGGGGCGUCCAUGAAAAAGACGUUGCUUGGAUGGCAGCAUAUGUUUCUCCAAAACCUAUAUGCACCUUUCAGCAUUAAUGGUGCCUUCACAGAUGUGUAAGUUACCCAUGCCAUUGGCACUAACACAGCCCGAUGCCAUCACAGAUGCUGGCUUUUGAACUUUGCGUCCAUAACAGUCCAGACGGUUCUUUUCCUCUUUGGCCCAGAGGACACGACAUCCAUAAUUUCCAAAAACAAUUUGACAUGUGGACUCUUCGGACCACAGAACACUUUUGCACUUUGCAUCAGUCCAUCUUAGAUGAGUUCGGGCCCAGAGAAGCCGGCGGCGUUUCUGGGUGUUGAGUCUCCUCUGAGUGUCCUCAGUUCCCAAACGUUUAUUGAAUGUUGUUAAAAGAAAAGGUGAUGUAACACAGUGGUAAACAUGACUGUCCCAGCUUUUUUGGAACGUGUUGCCUUAAGUUAAUGAUUAUUUGCUAAAAACAAUAAAGUUUGAACAUUAAAUAUCUUGUCUUUGUAGUGUAUUCAAUUAAAUAUAGGUCAAACAUGAUUUGCAAAUCAUUGUGUGUUUUUAUUUGUUCAACACAACAUCCCAACUUCAUUGGAAUUGGGGUUGUACUUAAAAAUAGCUCUUCAAGUACAACCUUGAUGGUCAACAUUAAAAGCGUAGUAGGCCAAAGUGUUCAUUUACAUCAUGUAUUCCUAAAAGGUGUUUCAGGUUAUUGUAAGCCACUGUAAUAUUUCACACAUCUUAAAGGAAAAUAAAAAAACUACUUAAAUAAUGAUUCAAUUUAAGAGAUUCACUGCCAUUGAUGGCUUUAAAAGUCAAAUAUCCAUGUUAACUGGGAAGGCUGGCAGUGAAUCAUCUCCAAGUUGCAUGAUUCUGCUUAAGUCAACUCAAGAAUGGAAACAACAUUGCAUCGUAUUAAAAAUGCUAUUUUUUUGUUAUUUGAUUGUUAAUCUUCCCCAUAGUCAAUCAAGGAAAUUGAGUCAAAUGUCCAUUCCAGGUAUUUAUAUGAAAAUUUCGCCGAGCAUGCAUAUGCAGUUUUUUCAAAAACGUUAUCCAAAAAUAUUUUUGCCCCCCAUUUUCGGUUAGUCUCAACGUUUUUUUGAUUGAAACCUUAUUGUGCCCCUGAGUCCAAAUUUGUAUUUUAUUUUUUUUUUUUAAUGCAAUGUGUGUUUUGUGUUUAUGUGAAAAUCUACUUUCAUUAUUGUCCCGUGAUGCUCAUUUUCAAAGUACCUAAAGCUUUCAAAUAAAUGUAGCAGAGUAGAGGUUUUGGGUAAUGAAACCACUCUGUUUGGGGGGGGGGAAUGUAUUUUGUGGCUGAUGUUUUAUUCAAACUUGUUGCCCAGCAUAUUUCCAAUGAGCUGCUUUGUACCAAAUGUUUUCUGUGCCCUUUUUUUUUUUUUUUUUUUUUCUUUCUUUCUUUUUUUUUAUAUAAAUAUAAAGAGAUUGACUUAAAUUCAUUCAAACUGGUGCUGUUCACCACAGAAAUUAGCAAAAAAAAAAAAAAAAGUCGCCUUACUGCC
Messenger RNA from Phycodurus eques (leafy seadragon), 3392 nucleotides. RefSeq names its product chromobox homolog 3b (gene cbx3b). The record is from RefSeq and is a predicted model, not a curated record. The coding region runs from base 272 to 808 and encodes 178 amino acids. Gene Ontology annotation, biological process: negative regulation of transcription by RNA polymerase II; chromatin organization. The transcript is spliced from 5 exons. Lineage: Eukaryota; Metazoa; Chordata; Actinopteri; Syngnathiformes; Syngnathidae. Gene Ontology annotation, cellular component: pericentric heterochromatin; nucleus. Gene Ontology annotation, molecular function: chromatin binding.